This is a messenger RNA of Drosophila grimshawi, 2940 nucleotides long. RefSeq names its product exocyst complex component 1 (gene Sec3). Lineage: Eukaryota; Metazoa; Arthropoda; Insecta; Diptera; Drosophilidae. Gene Ontology annotation, molecular function: phosphatidylinositol-4,5-bisphosphate binding. The record is from RefSeq and is a predicted model, not a curated record. Gene Ontology annotation, cellular component: exocyst; plasma membrane. Gene Ontology annotation, biological process: Golgi to plasma membrane transport; exocytosis. The coding region runs from base 110 to 2830 and encodes 906 amino acids. The transcript has 6 exons.
AAGCGGUGGCUCAGCGAACAGCUGUUCUUGGCGGAGGCGUUCUUCAAUUUGGAAACAAUUAAAUUACUAUUGCACUUGUAGAUAAGGCAACUGCCAACAUUCUUUAGUCAUGCUGACCAUUGGCACUUUGGCCAACAUCAAGCAUAUACUGCAAAAGGAGCUCUUUAACGUCUCGACAAGCGGCGAACGGCUGCUCUCCGUGGUGACGGUGACGAAGACCUUCAAAAAGAAAGACAAACGAGCCUGUUACCUCUGCGUGGUGACGACAGCGCCCCCAGUUCCCGUUGUCUCCGUGUGCCUGGUGAAGCAGUCGGAGCAGCGGGAGAGCGAGUAUAAGCGCAAGCGUAGCUGGCUGCUGGACGAGAUCAAAUGGAUCGAUGGACGCAACGAGCAAUUCGAGACGCACGAAUUUGAUAUCCAAUUGGAGAAGCUUUACAAAUGGUACGCCCUGAAUUUGCAUGAGCGUCAGAAUUUCCUGGCGGUGCUCAAUCGGCAAAUACAAAAAUUUGUGCGUGGACCGCGUGCCGAGUUCCGGAAUGUUCCCAGCGCUUGGCUGUCCGAGAAAUCGCCGGAGAAAAUUGCAGCUGGGCGUGCGGGAACAGGAAGUGUGGCCCAGAAGCCAGCGAACACUGACGAUGAGGAGGACGAGGAGGAGGCACAAGAGUUUACAGCGCUAACCGAUAAGGAGGCCAAUGAGUUGGGCAAACUAUUCUCGGAAUGCGACUUUGCCAUCAAGGAUGCGGAGCAAUUCAUCGAACAACUCUCAAGGGAGCUGCACGAUUUGGAUGGCGCCAAUAUGCAAAGUGUUUUGGCAUCGGAGCAAAAGGUGCUUAAGAUGAUGGAGCACAUUGAUAGUGCUAUAACCGAGGCAGAUAAGUUUGAAACGCGUCUGGAUACCUAUGAGGAUAUAUUGGGGCAUGUCAAGGAGACCAUGGAGAAGAUUGGCGGCAAGAAUGCUAUGAUUGAAAUUGCCAACAACAACAACAUCAAAUUGAUGAAAGAACUCAACAAAGUUAUUAGCCAACUGGACUUGCCGCACAGCCAGCAGCAGGCACUGGAUGAUCCCGAUCUAAAGACACCGGCCGGCCUCAAGGCGGCAAUUGCGGCAGCUCAGUGCCUGCAACAGGCAAUGAACAGUGACAUUGAUCCAGCGCUGUUACGCCUGGAAGCCGUGCAGGAUCAGCGCAAGCGUUUCGAGAAAUGGAAACAAAAGUUUUCGGCCAUUGUGAGUCGGUUCAUGAAUAACCUAUUUAUUCAUCUGGGCAACGAGUCGAAGACCAGCACCGAUUUGUCACUGCCCAAUCACUCAACGGUGCACAGGGAACUGGCACCGUAUACGGAACUGAUGCACUGGACUAAAGCCAUGGAUCGCAAGACCUACGAUGGCCUAAUGAACGUCUAUACGCAUUCCUUGAAAAAGAUCUACGUGCAGGAUGUGAAAUCGUUUUUUAAUCUGGCGAAAAUGCAGGUUUCGGAAAAGCUACAAAGUUCCCGGGAAGACCUCGAUAUGUCCAGUUCGUCACGGAAAUCGGCUGUCUCCACAAUUCCGUAUGGCACGCUGGGCAUUAAUCGUGAGCAAUGGGGUCCUGGCGUGGACAGUGCGGAUCGUGUGCGUUUUGAUGCGCUGCUGGAAAAAGUGUUGGCCGAACUGGAACCGAUUGCCCUACAGGAGCAGUUGUUCUGCAUCAACUUCUUUCAAAUGGAUGUGAUAAGUCCGACAACGAAGAACACACAAACAACGCUGGAUAUGGAUAAGGAUAAGGAUAAGGGUAUGGAGAUGACGCAGUCCUUUAACUCCUCAACAAUCUCUCCGACCAGUGCCAGUUCAAAAGGUGGUGGUGCUGCUGGCGUGCCUCAAAAGCGCAUUGAUCGCCAGAUCAAUGAGGAUGUGCGUAAGCUGAUGAUGGGACUCUUUGAUUGCCUGGAGCCCGAGCUGGUUAGCUUUAUCCAAAGCUUUGAGCGUGUGGAUAGUUUUUAUUCGCUUUAUGUGCUGGUGCGUUUGACGCAGCACGUCAUGUCCGCCCAGGACACACAUUCCUUUCUCAGCAUGACUUUUGCCUCCGCCUUGGUGCAUGUGAAGCGUAAUUUUGAUCGCUUUAUGCAACAGCAGCUGCAGUCCAUCAAGGAGGCAAAGCUACACAAGCGUUCAAAGGCUAUCCUGCCGUAUGUGGAGAACUUUGAGAAUUUUGCACAGACGGCGGAGGGCAUAUUCCGGAAUUCGGAUCGACGCACCGACAUGGAAAAGUGGUAUUUGCAGCUGGUAAAUGCCAUAUUCGAGGGCAUCAGCAUGCAUGCGCAGGAGCAUCCAAAGACGCCGUCGCAGGUGGUGCGCAUGGAGAACUAUCAUCAUAUGUAUGCACUGCUCGCACAGCUCAAGGUGCCCGGCCUUGAUGCGCUCAAGAAGGAGGCGAAGAGUCGCUACAUUGAUGCCCUAAAGGCAUAUGUCACACAGUACUUUGGACGUCCACUGGAGAAGCUAAAUCAAUUCUUUGAAGGCGUCCAACUGAAAGUGGCGCAGGGCGUUAAAGAGACAGAGAUUAGCUACCAAAUGGCCUUCUCGAAGCAGGAGCUGCGCAAAGUGAUUAGCCAGUAUCCGGCGCGUGAGGUGAAGAAGGGUCUGGAGAACCUGUACAAGAAAGUCGAUAAGCAUCUGUGCGAAGAGGAGAAUCUGUUGCAGGUGGUGUGGCAUGCCAUGCAGGAGGAGUUCAUAGCCCAGUACAAUUAUCUCGAGGAACGUAUACAGAAAUGCUAUGCGGGCGCCAUGAUCAAUCUCGAGUUCAACAUUCAGGACAUUCUCGCCUUCUUCUCGGACAUUGCGCGCUCUCACUGAGUGCUAAUCUUCUACUUCAAUUCAGUAGCGAUUUACAUUUAAGUGCAAUAGUUUUUAGAGCGAUGUUUGUUUUUUUUUAUGACAAAAAAUAUACGCGCACAUUAUUUAAA